ACAAGGCCGGCCGGUCGGGUUCCAUGUGAAUCCCUAUCGAGGAUCCUGUGAGCCGCCGGCCGUUUCCACUGUUUAUUUAUGACCGCUUGAUCUUACACGCGCGCGCGCAGUGUAUAUAUACGCGCUCCCGGUCCUCGCCUAGCUCAUCGUACUCUCGCUCUGCUGGCUUGCUCUGCUUCUCCCCUCACAUACCUUGCUCCUCUUCAAUCGUCAGUCCCUUGAUCUACCAUAUAUGCUGUAGUGUGAUUUCUUUUGGCACCGGUUUAUGAGGAGGUUUACUCGCGUUGGUGUUCGGAGGGCGCUCGUGCUGGUCCUUGUGCUGGCCAUGGGCUCGUGCGUGACCCAUGGCGUCAGAGCAACACCAAGUGCGUCGGGUUCAGCUGAUAACGCCCUGCUGCCACCUGGACCUGGUUGUAAGAUGACACAGUCUGCAGGCCAGGCACCAGCAUCCCGUCAGGAGCGGCAGGGCCAGGAAGAGGAGGAGCAGACGCAGAAGGAAGCAGAGAGGGCGGUGACGGGGUCGCGGCUCCCGGACUGCGAGCACGCGUGCGGGCCGUGCGCCCCCUGCAAGCGGGUCAUGGUGAGCUUCCGGUGCGCCCUGGCCUCCGAGUCGUGCCCCGUCGCCUACCGAUGCAUGUGUCGCGGCAGGUUCUUCCGCGUCCCGACACUCUCGUCAGCAGCUCUCCCACCGUAAUCUUCAACGCGGGCAUAUGGCAGUGAUGCCAUGAACGACGGCCGGACUACUCGCUUUUAUAUGGCAUCUGGUUAAUUUUGCGCUCCUUGGUAAUCUAGUGUUCAGAGUGAACCUUGUGGUUCGUUCUGUAUGUAAAAAUUAGUGUGCCCUGAGAUUGGCAAUCAGUGUUGUAUAUGAUUCCAGACGGCGGGAGGUUCUUAUCUUUUAGUAAAAAACAAGAGUAAAUGAUGACUGGAGUAGACGUCAGAACCGCUAACUCGGAAGCUCAGAAAGUUUGAGUAGGUACUUCGCAUUAUCACCGAUCAAGUGUAUGUGCACGUACAAUACACUACAGGAAUCUGUUCUGCCAUCACAGCCCUCACACA
Molecule: messenger RNA, 1059 nt
Organism: Brachypodium distachyon (stiff brome)
Lineage: Eukaryota; Viridiplantae; Streptophyta; Magnoliopsida; Poales; Poaceae
Product: protein EPIDERMAL PATTERNING FACTOR 2
Exons: 2
Coding region: 266-694 (142 amino acids)
Biological process (GO): stomatal complex development; guard cell differentiation
Source: RefSeq, a predicted model, not a curated record